Molecule: messenger RNA, 1065 nt
Organism: Myotis lucifugus (little brown bat)
Lineage: Eukaryota; Metazoa; Chordata; Mammalia; Chiroptera; Vespertilionidae
Product: kininogen-1-like
Exons: 9
Biological process (GO): negative regulation of endopeptidase activity
Cellular component (GO): extracellular region
Molecular function (GO): cysteine-type endopeptidase inhibitor activity
Source: RefSeq, a predicted model, not a curated record
AUGAAGUUAAUUGCCAUCAUUUUCCUUUGUUCCAGGCUGUUAACAAGUUUCGCCCACCAGGACCAACCGCAAGUAGUUGACUGCAAUGAUGAGGAUGUAUUUAAGGCUGUGGAUGCAGCUCUGAAGAAAUACAAUAAUGGAAGAAAAAGUGGCAACCAGUUUGUAUUGUACCGCAUAACCGAAGUCAUCAAGACGGGAGACCGGGACAUAUUUUAUUCUGUCAAGUAUGAAAUCAAGGAGGGCGACUGUCCUGUUCAAAGUGGCAAAACCUGGCAGGACUGUGACUACAAAGAAGCUGAGCAAGCUGCCACAGGAGAAUGCACGGCGACCAUAGCAAAGAAAGACAAUAUGGAAUUCUCCGUGACUACCCAGACCUGCCACAUUACUCCAGCCGAGGGCCCUGUGGUGACCUCUCAGUAUGACUGCUAUGGCUGCCUGUACACCAUAAGAACUGUCCCCCCGGACUUCGACCCUGUUCUGAGACAUGCCAUUGAACAUUUUAACAACCACACUAAUCAUUCCCACCUCUUUGCUCUUAAAGAAGUAGAAAGGGCACAGAGACAGGUGGUGUCUGGAUCAAACUAUGAAGUUACUUACUUAAUUCAGCAGACUAAUUGUUCCAAGGAGAAUUUUACAUUCUUAACCCAAGACUGCAAGGCCCUCUCCAAUGGUGAUACCGGUGAAUGUACAGAUCAUGCAUACAUGGAUCCUCAGCAAAGAAUUGCUUCCUUCUCACAGAAGUGUCAGAUUUUAUCAGGAGAGAAUUCCAUGACAGGUUGCCCUGGCUGCCCCGUAGAGAUACUUGUCGACAGCCCUGAUCUGAAGGAGGAUCUGAAUCAUUCCAUUACAAAGCUUAAUGCAGAGAAUAAUGCAACUUUCUAUUUCAAGAUUGACACUGUGCACAGAGCAUCAUUCCAGGUGGUGAGUGGAUACAAAACUUUUAUUGAGUUCACGGCCAGGGAAACCACAUGUUCCAAGGAAAGUAAUAAAGAGCUGACUGAAAGUUGUGAGAUCAAUAAAGUUGGAGAAAUGCUAAGAUGCACUGCUGAGGAUUACUAUCGGGUA